AUGCACUACCAAGCCGCACUCAACGUCCUGGUGGCCACCAUGGCCCUGGGCAACGUCAACGCCGCCGUCGUCCGCUCCCCCGACACCAGCUCCCUGGACUUGGACAGCAUCAACACCGCCGUCGCCCGCUCUGCCGACGACUUAGUCUCCCUGGACAGGCGCUCGAUCGACUGGAAGGGCGACAGCAAGUGCGCGGCCUGCGCCGCGAUCGUCGAAAAGGGCCUCCUGAAGCUCAUUCAAAAGGCCGACAAGAACGAUUAUUUCGCCGGCAACCUCAAGACAAUCGGCCUUACCAUCGUGGGCGAGGAAAUCUGCAGCAUGGAUAUCCUCUCACAUCUCGGUGGGCCCUUCUGCGGCUCCGGAGAGAGGGAGAAGGAGGAGAUCAAAGCCAUGGACUCUGGCAAGGUGGCUACAGAGGCCGAGGCAGCCGACGCGACCAAGUCCAGCAGGAUCGAAAACUUUGUCGUGUCUCUUGGGCUGGGCGGUGUCUUUGAGAAGGUGGCGGCCAAGUUCGGCCCGCACAAGGUCUCCUCCGCUUAG
Molecule: messenger RNA, 540 nt
Organism: Anthostomella pinea
Lineage: Eukaryota; Fungi; Ascomycota; Sordariomycetes; Xylariales; Xylariaceae
Source: the annotation of a GenBank genome assembly